AUGGGAUCCAUGCCCGUCUUGAGCCACACCAUCGCCCCAGGACGGUCACUCAAGGUCUCAGCCACCCCCGGGAUCACCAGCAUCCUCAACAGCUUCCCCACUGCCGCCAACCUGACGAGCCCCCAGUUUGCCGCCAGCCGGCCGGUUCUCGCGCAUGAUGCCCAGUUCAACAUCGUCAUCCGGGGGCAGGUCUUCAAGCUGAGCUACGAGCAGAUCAUGUACGACGAGCCCAACCUGUUCACCACCGCCUUCCUCGACGGCUUCUCCGAGGCCGACACACGCACACUCUCCAUCCCCGGCCGCUCGCCCGCCCUGUUCGCCCUCAUCUACGAAUACCUCUCCGGCUAUGCCAUCCUGCCCAACCCCGACAUCGACCUCAGGAACCUCGUCUCCGACUGCGAAUACUACGGCCUCCAGCGACUCAAAGACCAGCUCACCCUGCCCAAGCUCGCCGACGCCCUCUGCUCCAGACACACCCUCAGCCGGGUCGUCCGCUUCGAGGACGUCGUCACUCGCCAGGCACACGCCGCCGGAUGGACGGAGAACGGCCUGGUGGAUACCUCCGAAACUACCCCCAACCACAUCCUCGUCUUCCUCACCAAAGUCAAUUUCAGAGUCGAUCUUACGGUCAAAGCGAAUGGUGAAUGUGCCCAAGCCUCUUUCGGGAUAGAACUGCCUUCCUAUGCAACGAGCCUGCGAUCGAAGCCGCUCAGUUUCCGGGACGAGAGUCUUUCGGACUGGACGGCUGUGAUGGCGGAGGCCCUAUCAGCCACGCCACUCACCCUGAACAGCGGCGAAUUCGAGGGAAACUUCGGCGACUUGGUCCAGUGGGUCGGCUCCUUCAUGAUCCGAUUCUCGGCUGGAACCGCUGCAUCUGGCUCAUCACUCAGCUCGGGGGCCAGCAGGUCGGCCCUUGGAGUACAAGACCCAGAGACGACAGAAAAGCUCUCCAAAAUCAUGCCCGGCUUGUCGGAGAACUUGAGACUACGAGCUCUGCAAGGCCAAAACACUCUGAAAUUGUCGACAUCGUUUUGGGCGAGCGAUAUGUCGCUGAUCAUCGCGCCCCCGGACGGCUCAUCUACGACCACCGACGAAAACACUCGCAACAACAACCUGGUGGCUAAAGUCCUGAACUGCAGUCUAUCGACGGGCUUGUACCGCAGAAAAUGUACCCGACCUCUUGUGAACAUCUGA
Messenger RNA from Puccinia triticina, 1194 nucleotides. RefSeq lists its product as uncharacterized. The record is from RefSeq and is a predicted model, not a curated record. Bases 1 to 1194 code for a protein of 397 amino acids. NCBI's taxonomy places the organism in Eukaryota, Fungi, Basidiomycota, Pucciniomycetes, Pucciniales, Pucciniaceae. The transcript is spliced from 7 exons.